Molecule: messenger RNA, 2685 nt
Organism: Ictalurus punctatus (channel catfish)
Lineage: Eukaryota; Metazoa; Chordata; Actinopteri; Siluriformes; Ictaluridae
Exons: 9
Coding region: 1-1986 (661 amino acids)
Biological process (GO): cell surface receptor signaling pathway
Molecular function (GO): transmembrane signaling receptor activity; nucleic acid binding
Source: RefSeq, a predicted model, not a curated record
AUGCUGCGCCAGGUGGUAGAUGAUAAAGGGAGGAACUGGGACCUUCUCCUGCCUUACGUCCUCUUCUCCGUCCGGGAAUGCCCCCAAGCAUCCAUGGGCUUCACACCCUUCGACAUCCUCUUCGGAUGGAGACCUCGAGGACUAUUGGACGUGGCACGGGAAGCGUGGGAAGAACAGCCCUCCCCAUUCUGCUCAGUGAUCAACUUCGUACAAGAGAUGCAGGAGAAGAUUGAUCGAGUGGCCCCGAUCGUCCAGGAACAUAUGAGAGCUGCCCAGGAGGAACAGAAAAGAGUGUACAACCGCACAGCACAACCAGAGGAGUUCCAGCCUGGCGAUCGGGUACUCCUGCUAGUGCCAAAUAGCACCUACACAGAUCACAACGAGGGUGUCUUGGUCCAGCAGGGGGAAGACCUCACCACCACACAAAGACAGGAGCUAACGGAGUUGGUGGGCCAGUUCACCGAUUUCUUUUCUACCUCCCCAGGGACGAAGCAGCUGGUCCAUCACAAGUUCAAGACCCGCAACAUUCCAGCAUCUGAUAGACAUUGUCCUGCGACCCCAUCACCUUUACACACACACCCUCACGGACUUAAAAUAAACUCUACAUGUUUGACACUUGACACUGUGCUCUGCCCACCGCUGGCUAGGUUCCCUAAACAGAUUUUUGCAUCAUGUUCUGUUUCUGUUCCCUUUUUAGUGCUGAUUUCACUUAUACCAGUGGCCCAUGCUCAAGGGAGGCCUAAAGCUGUGGUGUCCAUAACGCCUGAUACACAUGUGUUCAUUGGAGAGACAGUUACUCUCAGAUGUGAAGUACAGGGAGGAGGAAACACUCAGUGGACAUACAGCUGGUAUAAAAAUAACAGACUCACAGACCGCACAGUGCAGGAGAUCAGAACCGUUUCUGCUGAAUACGGUCACCAUGGUGACUUCACCUGCAGAGGACAGAGCAGUGACUCUCAGAGCUCAGAGAUCAGUGAUGCUGUUACACUGACUGUAUCAGAGGACCCACAGGUAGUACUGAGUGUAUCUCCACAGAGCUGGCUGACUGAAGGAGACUCAGUGACUCUAAACUGUGAGGUUACAAACUCCUCUACAGACUGGACAUUCAGCUGGUACACAAUUUAUCCCUACAGAAUAAAAAGAGACCAUUGUGGUGAUAUUGUCUAUGGAGACUCCUACACUAUCAGUCCUGCUGCUCUUAAACACACAGGAGUUUAUAUGUGCAGUGCAGAUGGAGGAGAACGAGUUUAUCGCACAUAUGACAGCAACAAACAGCCACUAUGGAUCACUGGUGAAUCUCCUCCAGUCUCUCUGAUCAUCAAUCCCAACAGAACUCAACACUUUACUGAUGACUUUCUCUCACUGAGCUGUGAGGACCAGAGUAACUCUACUGGAUGGAGAGUGAGACAAUACACAGACAGUGGGAGAGUGUUAGAUUGUUCACAGUGGGGAUCAGUUACAGGAUCUACAUGUAAAAUCAGCUUCCUCUCCACAUCCUACACUAGAGUUCACUGGUGUGAGUCUGAAUCUGGAGAAAUCAGUAAUCCUGUCAACAUCACAGUGCAUGAUGGUGGUGUGAUCCUGGAGAGUCCUGUCCAUCCUGUGACUGAGGGACAUCCUCUGACUCUACGCUGUUUAUAUCGCUAUACAAAUUCCUCAAACCUCCGAGCUGAUUUCUAUAAAGAUGGAUCAGUUCUCCAGACACAGACUACAGGAGAGAUGAUCAUCCGAACUGUCUCAAAGUCAGAUGAAGGUUUCUACCACUGUAAACACCCAGAGAGAGGAGAGUCACCGAAAAGCUGGGUCUCAGUCAGAUCGUCAGAUCCAUCAGGUGUAGAAGCUCCAUUCUCAGUGCUCAUGCUGAUCAGUAGUGUAGUGACGGCCUCUCCGUAUCUGCUGGUGACCAUCAUUCUGCUGGUCAAAUGUUACAGAGCUCGAGCUCACACUGAUGCAUACAGAAUCCAGAACGCAGUCAUAGAGGAGUGAGCAAAGUUCAUCUAUAAAAAGAGGAUCCGUUUAAUGUAGAAAUCAUUUCAUCAUUCCUUUGGAGUCAUUUUGUGUAUUGUAAAUAAUACUGAUCUGUCGCUUUAACAUCAUGCUGUUUGUAGCUCAGCAUCUUACACGCACUCGUCUUUCUGACUGGAUUUGUUUAGCUGAAGCCUGCAAACCUCCUCAUGAGGUGAAAGUGAACAUGUGUUUAGUCUCUAAUAAAGCCUACAUGUUGCUAAUGCAAAAACACGUGUGAAAUAAAUGUGUCUGCUAUUGGAGUGACUUUCAUCCCAACAUCGUGACCUGCACAUUACAACCUCAAAACGUUUCAUGUAACAUUACUGAUGAACAUUUUGGUGUGCGUUAUUGAGAGCAGACUCAAGGUGUGUAUUUUUAUAUUUGGUUUGACUUUUCUUUUCAGCUGUGUGAACUUUAAUUGAAGUUGUGUGAGGAGAUGUGUGGUUGGAAUGUUUUGUUCAGUUAAAACCUUCAAACAAAUGCACCAGUAUCGAUGAAGACUAUGUGCACAAUAUAUAAUAAGGGUUAUAUAUCAUUUUCUUCACUGCGUUAGUUAACCUGGUUGCAAUGAUGUGUGAAGUACAUGUAAUAUAAUGAGAAAACUCGGAGCAAAUACUCUUGUGCCUUUUAAAUAUCACCAUUAUAUUUUUAACAUUUUGUAUUUUUUAAAAUAGAAAA